Erigeron canadensis is the source of this 2757-nucleotide messenger RNA. RefSeq names its product probable helicase MAGATAMA 3. Lineage: Eukaryota; Viridiplantae; Streptophyta; Magnoliopsida; Asterales; Asteraceae. The transcript has 20 exons. Bases 101 to 2572 code for a protein of 823 amino acids. Gene Ontology annotation, molecular function: helicase activity. The record is from RefSeq and is a predicted model, not a curated record.
AUCUCAUUAAAUAAUUUGAACAUAGAGUGAGCUUUUGUCCUGUUAAAGCAAACACACUGCUAAAACCCUAAACCCCCUUCCGUGGGAGAAAGAAGAGGAGAUGGCCAUUGAAAGUAACCUAAAACAAGAAGACGGAAUCCACAGAUUCUACAAAAUAGUUCUUGGCUGGGAUUAUAUUCGUCUCCUCAAUGAAUCCUCCUCAUCUUCUAAGAAAGGCAAAAAUAGUGAAGAGAAUUUAGGGUUGAAAGAAGUAAAGAAUACUUAUAAAGAUGAUAAAGAUUACAUCGAUACGUUUGAGCCGCUUUUGUUUGAAGAAGUUAAAGCCCAAAUUGUUCAAGGCAAAAACGAGGAGGACGAAGAAGAAACGGAGUGGAAGCUGGGUAUAGUAAUUGACUGUACUGAAACCGAUGGGUUUCAUUUACUAGAAGUUUUUGGUGAAGACUGGGGAUCAUUAUCUCAAAACGACUUAUUACUGUUAUCGAACAAGAAGUUUGGUGAUGGUGAAAAAAUUCCCACUGCAUAUGCGUUUGCAUUGGUUGAAGAUCGUCGACCAGAUAGGAUUCGACUCAGAAUGCAGUUAGAUAGAGAAAUAAAGCGAGUAGAUAUAGAUGAGGUCAGUCCUUCUAAAAGGAAUAAUAGGCUGUCGCGGAUGCGUUCUCUUAUUGUGGAACUUAAAAAGUCGUGGAGCAUAAUGAAGAUUUCUAGUCUAUCAACCAUAGUUCGUGAAUAUGUUGCCAUGCUAUCAAUUAGCAACCUGCCAUGCAAGGAUGUGAUUUUAGGAGCCACUGACGAUAGCAUUAACAAUUCUGAAGAUCAGGCCUGGAAAAUUUCUAAGCCUCUUAUGGAGUACAUUCAAACAAAUCACAACUCAACACAGCUGGAAGCCAUACGUGCGGGUCUCUCACGUAGAAAGUUUGUUCUGAUUCAGGGUCCGCCAGGAACAGGUAAAACACAGACAAUACUUGGGCUUCUUAGUGCCAUACUUCAUGCAACUCCAGCUCGCAUGCAUACCAAGGGUAAAGUAACUGAAAUCAAACGUGGGCCAGAACAACACGUUCAAGACAGAUACAAGCACUGGGCAAAUGCUUCUCCAUGGUUAACUGGCAUUAAUCCUAGAGAUGCAAAGAUGCCUAAAGAUGGUGAUGAUGGGUUUUUCCCCACUACUGGCAACGACCUGAAACCAGAAGUUGUCAAUGCCAGCCGGAAAUACCGUGUUCGUGUUUUGGUGUGUGCUCCUUCAAACUCUGCACUUGAUGAGAUUGUGCUGCGGCUCUUGAGCACUGGCAUUCGUGAUGAAAACGACCGCGCAUACACUCCUAAAAUUGUCCGGAUUGGUCUAAAGGCACAUCAUUCUGUCCAGGCUGUAUCUAUGGAUUACUUAGUGGAACAAAAACUUUCAGGCAUGGAUUUCCAGACUGCCGACAAACAGAAACAAGGUGGUGGGGCAAGGAACAGAGACACAAUCCGUGCUUCAAUCAUGGAUGAGUCAGCAAUCGUCUUUUCGACUCUUAGUUUCAGUGGCACAAGUCUUUUCACUAAGCUUAAUCGCACUUUCGACAUUGUUGUGAUAGAUGAAGCUGCUCAAGCGGUGGAACCGGCAACACUAGUCCCCUUGGCCAGUGGAUGCAAACAAGUAUUCUUGGUUGGUGAUCCAGUUCAGUUGCCUGCAACUGUUAUUUCCGAAGUUGCUCAGAAGUUUGGUUACAGCAUGAGCUUGUUUAAAAGGUUUCAAAAGGCCGGGUAUCCAGUGCAGAUGCUGAAGACACAAUAUAGAAUGCAUCCUGAGAUAAGAAGUUUCCCAUCAAGUGAAUUUUAUAAUGGAGAGUUGGAAGAUGGAAUGGAUGUUAAAGACAAGACAAAGCGCUUAUGGCAUAAAUACCGUUGUUUUGGACCCUUUUGCUUUUUCGAUAUACACGAAGGGAAAGAAACUCAGCCUUCAGGGAGUGGAUCAUGGCAAAAUGUUGACGAGGUUGACUUUGUUUUGCUAAUGUAUCAUAAAUUGGUCAGUCACUAUCCAGAGCUUAAGUCAAGUUCACGACUUGCGAUUAUAUCCCCUUACAGACAACAAGUGAAGCUCUUUCGUAGUAAAUUUAAGGAAACAUUUGGUAUAGAUUCAGAGAAAGUUGUAGAUAUUAAUACAGUGGAUGGCUUCCAGGGUCGAGAAAAAGAUGUUGCAAUCUUUUCUUGUGUUAGGGCAAGCAAAGAGAAAGGCAUUGGUUUUGUGGCUGAUUUUCGGCGAAUGAAUGUUGGUAUAACCAGAGCAAGAGCUUCUGUCCUGGUGGUUGGCUCAGCUGAAGCCCUGAGACAAGACGAGCACUGGAAAAACCUGAUUACAAGUGCAGAGGAGAGAAAUUUUCUGUUCAAGGUUUCUAAGCCUUACACUGAAUACUUCAACGAUGAUAAUCUCGCAUCCAUGGCAGUAGAGGAGCCGGUAUCAGAAACAUUAGGCCCAGAUGACAUGGAUAUGGAGGCACUAGGUUAUGAUCUUGGUAUGGAAGCUGAUCAACGUCUACCUGAUGAUGAUUAUGGAGACGAUGAUGCAGGAGCAGAUGAUAUGGGCAUUGACGAAUAGUAUCUAUAAGACUAUAACUAUUUCUAUCCUUACAAGUUUCAAUACUAUCAAGUUAACAGUUACAUAAAUAGUGCUAGAAAGAGUAGUCGUUUUUUUCCAUAUAAAUCUGGAAACCGAAAGGUUCUAGUAUAUGGGUACUACUAUCAUUGUAAACGGCAUAUACUACUAAUCCUACAUUAUGGUCA